Messenger RNA from Penicillium salamii, 3195 nucleotides. The record is from the annotation of a GenBank genome assembly. Lineage: Eukaryota; Fungi; Ascomycota; Eurotiomycetes; Eurotiales; Aspergillaceae.
AUGUCGGACCACUUAUCCAAACGCAGGAAAUUAAGUCCUCCUUCCAAUCCGGCCCCCGCACCCUCGACAGCAACAGACCAGAAACGAAACGCAACUCGAGGCAAAGAUGAGCGCUCCGCAGAGCUUGCAAUGGCCAGCGGCUUCUACAAGUCCAGCUUCUUCAAGUUGCAGAUGGACGAAUUGCUAGAAGGAUUGAGACCGAACCAUGCCAGUCAACUUAAGAAGGCACAGGACUCACUACACCAGAUCAAGAAUGCUAUUGAAAGUCUCCCUGAUAAAACUCCGCAAUCCGUGUCCGAUGCGGAGAAGGACCUGCGCGCCUCUGGCCUGACGGUGCCAUGGCCGGAACCUCGACCGAGCAAGGAAGCGAAAUACAGCAUGGCUUAUGCGAAGCCAGCCAAUAUCAAUGUGGUGGGUAGCUUUGCGCUGAAGACGGGUGCCCGUGGGCUGGAGUCGCGCCCGAUUGAUUUGGCUGUAACCAUGCCAAACUCGCUCUUCCAGGAGAAAGAUUACGUCAACUUCCGAUACUUCCACAAGCGAGCUUACUAUAUGGCCUGCCUGGCGGCUGGGAUUCAAGAUGUCACGAACAAUCUCGAGUUUGACGUCAAGUUUAGCACCCAGGAUGGAGACAGCCUUCGGCCUCUCAUCUUGCUCGACCCACGGGCCCCCGGUCUCUCGCAGAUUCGAAUCCUGGCCUCAAUCGAUCCCACCCUGUUCCCGGUCUCAAGAACUCUCCCAAUGAAGAGCAACAUUCGCCAAGGUUCUUCUGCAAACUCGGAAAUCGGCGAGCCGACUUCCUUCUACAAUGCUAGUCUGCGCGCAGACGCUGCCGUCUCUCUAUAUCAUAAGUCAGUGUACUCGGCCUCGCAGAAAUGUGAGUCUUUCAAGGAUGCGUGCAUUCUUGGUCGCACUUGGCUACACCAGCGGGGCUUCCGCACCGCCUUCCAGAAUGGAGGCUUUGGAGGCUUCGAAUGGACAGUGCUUCUGUCUCUCCUGUUUGAAGGUGGCGGCCCUGCAGGACAGCCUGUCUUACUGCCAUCGUACAGCUGCUACCAAAUCUUCAAGGCUACUAUUCAAUUUUUAGCUGGUAGGGAUUUGACCGCCCCUCUAUUUUUUGGCCAGGAAGUUCCUAUUCCCUCCGGUGGGCCUGUCGUAUAUGAUGGCCGUAGAGGGUUGAAUAUCCUCUACAAGAUGACACCUUGGUCUUACGCUACUCUGCGUCACGAAGCUUCAACCACUCUGAAGAUGCUCAACGAGUCACGAGAGGACAACUUUGACAAGGUUUUCAUCUUGAAGGUUGACGAACCCGCCCUGAGGUUUGAUCGACUGAUCACAAUCAAAGCAUUCACCGGCGAGACUCUCAAGACUCUUCAAGAACAAACAAAGUUGUACAAUGUUCUUACUAGGGCUUUGGGUGAUCGGGUUAACCUCGUCUCCAUCACCUCUCAUCCCGUGAGCGCGUGGUCAGUCAAGUCAAAACAGCCCAAAAAGUCGAACGAGGGUGUGUCCGUGGGACUUUUGCUCAAUGCUGAGAACGUUGGACGGAUUGUUGAUCACGGUCCGGCCGCGGAAGAGAAAGAGGAAUCUGCUUCAUUCCAGGCUUUCUGGGGUGAAAAGUCAGAGCUGCGACGGUUCAAAGAUGGCAGCAUCUUGGAGAGUCUUGUGUGGUCCGAAGAUUCCGGAGAUUCCAUCAUCCACCAGAUUUUGGAAUAUAUUCUCCAACGGCACUUCGAGAUCGACGACUUUGGCUUCCUCGGUGAUGAAUAUGACGAACAUCUCAAGGAGCACGGUGACAACAUCUUGGCAUACUCUAGCCCUGCUUUCCAGUCAGCCAAUGAGGCUUUCAAGGACUUGGAGACAUCCAUUCGUAGCAUGGAUGAUGUGCCCUUGGAGGUUCGCCAUCUAGCCCCAGCUAGUUCACUCCUUCGAUACACUGCGGUGAGACCGGGCGGGCCAGCCGAUGUCGUGCUUCAAUUUGAAAGCUCCUCGCGAUGGCCAGAUGAUUUUGCAGCUAUCCAGAUGACCAAAGUCGCAUUCCUCCUCAAAAUUGGAGAUGCUUUGGAACAGCCGGGCGCUGCUGUCUCGCCUUGCCGCGUGGGCCUGGAAAACGAAUCAUCCAGAAUUAUCAACAAUGCCUAUCUAGAUAUCCCUCACUCCUCCGGUGUUCUGUUCCGUCUGAGAAUUCAUCAUGACCGUGAGCAAACCCUACUCGAGCGCAACCUCAAGGAUCGGAAUCUGAGCCCCCGGGAACGGGAAGAGGCCGCGUUUGCUCUCUUCUCCUACAAGAAGACCUUUGUCCAGAUUCCACGCUUGACCCAGGCACUCCGAAGUCUGUGUACUCGUUUCCCCCUGCUCUCUCCUACCAUCCGUCUCACCAAGCAGUGGUUUGACUCCCACCUGUUCACCGCCCAAAUGAACGAAGAGUUGGUUGAAUUGCUGGUCAUUCGCACGUUCACUCAACCAAACCCUUGGGAAUGUCCCUCAAGUGUCAUGACCGGCUUCCUUAGAACUUUGCACUCCCUCUCUCGGUGGGAUUGGCAGCAAGAGCCAUUCAUUAUUGACCUAGGAGGUGAUCUGAGCCCCGAAGUGACCGAGCAAAUCCGCACUCGCUUCACGGCUUGGCGCAAUAUCGAUCCUGCGAUGAAUAGCGUGGCACUCUUCGUCGCUUCGGACGUUGACCCCGAAGGUGUCACCUGGACGCAGUAUGAAAUGCCCUCCAAGGUAGUUGCAGGUCGGUUGUCCAGCUUGGCCAAGGCCGCGGUUGGCUUGGUCAGGUCCAACCCCCAUGAUCUGGAUAUCUCCGACUUGUUUGAUACUUCGCUUGCUCCCUAUGACUUUGUCAUUCAUCUCCGCUCCAAGCUAUUUGGUCGGUCCACCUCUGCUCCCAAGUUCAAGAACUUGACCGAAUCUCGGGCCUCCAUGGGACCAACCAUCAGGUCGUUUGUUUGUGAUGUUCAGUCCUGUUACCAGCAAAGCAUCCUUCUCUUCCACGGCGACGACCGUUGCCCAGUGAUCGCUGGUCUUUGGAAUCCUCAAACACUCAAGCCCCGCAGCUGGAACCUGAAGACGGCAUAUUCAACUGCGCCAGCCCCUGGCUCCCAGGAUCAGGUGUCGAUCAAUCGACCUGCCAUUAUUAAUGAAAUUGCACGGUUAGGCCAUGGACUCAUUGAACACAUUGAGGUUCAUGAUCAUUGA